UAAGGCGGGAGGCAUCCAUCACCCGCCCCAUCUACCCCCAAGCUUCCACUACCAAGAUCCAAGAGUUACUGCGACCGGCCGGUUUCCUUCGUUUGAAGCGUGAGAGUCGGAGAAAAAAUGGGUUCCCUCAUGUCGGGCUGGGACUCACCUUUUCUGGACCCAGAUACAGUUAGAUUGGAAAGGAAUAAAUCGCUAACAAAAGAAGAGAUCGAGAUCUUCUGGAAGUUGCACAAGAAAGCCGAAGAAGAGGAAGGGGAAAACUUCCAAAAUGCCUCCCGUUCCCCGAAACAGUCGUCUCAGGAAAUGGAUGCGAUCAGGCUGAAGAAUUUUGCCUUACGGCAUCAGAUCGGGAAGAGGACAAGUGAUAACACUAAUGAAUUGGACGCCAAACCAGACAAGAGUGGUGACUGGUGGACCAGGAGCAAUUGGGCUUUUCUCAACGAGCCUCCGCUUGACGAGAUGGACGACUCGGCUCACAAGUACACCGCACAGUUCCAUGUUGCGACACUCGCCACCAAAGGAGCAUGACCCCAAUUCUAUGGUGCUGGUUGGCUCUCUGCGUCGCCGUUGCACCGAUCAGCAUCUAUUUAUGAGGCAUGUCAUAUAUAUCCAAGACCAGCGUGUGUAAAUCUGUAUGUACAUGUACCCAUGUUUGAUGUAGUCUAUUAAUUUUUAGGAGUUGCUGUAAUCUAUUAAGACCAGCACUGUUACGUUGGUUCCAAGGGAAUGAGAUAAGCUGUUUUUUUUUUCUCAUUCUUCAUCAGUUGAAGAACGAAGGGAACAAAUUUAUGUAUGUAUAUGCAUGCAAGAAUAAAUAUUGUCCGGAAGGUCAUCCUAACAAGAGAAUGAAAAGGAGGGGGAAGAACGGUAUUCUUCACCUGGGAGCCCCCGCUCCUGAGUUUUCUUAA
This is a messenger RNA of Phoenix dactylifera (date palm), 908 nucleotides long. RefSeq lists its product as uncharacterized. The record is from RefSeq and is a predicted model, not a curated record. NCBI's taxonomy places the organism in Eukaryota, Viridiplantae, Streptophyta, Magnoliopsida, Arecales, Arecaceae.